Molecule: messenger RNA, 1074 nt
Organism: Styela clava
Lineage: Eukaryota; Metazoa; Chordata; Ascidiacea; Stolidobranchia; Styelidae
Product: transmembrane protein 208-like
Biological process (GO): vacuolar protein processing
Cellular component (GO): intracellular membrane-bounded organelle
Source: RefSeq, a predicted model, not a curated record
GCUCAUGUGUGACCUCAGUUCUGCCAUAUGUUUGCUUUAUUUUCGGUUUGUUGACGCUCUUCUAACAAAUUCAACGUAAAAUGGCUCCGAAAGGGAAGCAAGGAACGAAAGGGCAAAAGCAAAUCAAGCAGGAAAAUGAGUCAACGUUACAAUUUUACAGUUACAUUGCUGGAGGCUCCUAUAUACCAGUUGUUUUAUUUAAAUUUUUGUGGAAUUCAGAAGGAAUGGGAUAUACGGAUUGGGCACUUUUAAUUUUUUCCACCAUCGUAUUAGCAGCAUGCAUAAAAGUCAUGCAGUCAAUGGCAAAAAGCAAUUUAGAUCUGAGUAUGUAUCAAGGUAUGGGCGAACACUUGAAGGAUAUACUCAUUGUCACUGCUGUUUGCCAGAUGUUGGGGUCUUUUUCAAACUAUUUUUGGCUUUUAUGGCUGAUAAUACCAAUUGUUGCUUUCUAUAAGCUUUGGGUUAGCGUUUUGUCACCAUGGUUUUUCCAAGAGGCUGAAGAACCAACUGAAAAACAAAAGAAAAAACUGGAGAGAAAGAUGAUGAGGCGACAAUAAGAUUUAUAUAUCAGAUAUCAUGAGAACUAUUUUAGGCAAUCUCUCUUCUGGUUCCUCAUCAAACUGGUCUCAAAUUAAAGCAUUACCUAAUUAUUGGUUGCUAUCUAUUCCAACUCUAGAAUGAUGUAACAAACAUGUCUGGAACAGUCGUCCAGUUUGAUAUUUGAGAAUUUUUAUGCUUCCACGAAUGAUAUAUAUAUUGAAUAAUUUAUUUGAUGGUGGCUUUUGAAAUGGGAAUCGGGUGACAUGCAAUAGGAUUACAGUUGUUUAUGGGACUGAUGCAAUUAAAUAUUAUAUAUUUAUUGAAUUGAAAAUUAUUGUGCUGCAUCGUCCAAUUGAGGAACAAAUUUUUGCCUCUUUUCUACAUACAAUUACCUUGAGAUGAAAGAUUGAGCAUCUUACAUGAAUACCUUCUGCAUCACCAGUCAAAUUUCCCUUCAUGUGCUUACACAUACAACGAGCACUGUUUUAUUCACCCUUGAUUCAAUUCACCAAUAAACCCGAUGCCUCGGGAUAA